AUGCCGAUCUUCAAGGCGGGGUUCAGCGGGCACGCCGUCAAGUUCAGUCCCUUCUUCGAGACGCGGUUGGUGGUGGCGAGCGCCCAGAACUUCGGCAUCAUCGGCAAUGGCCGCAUCCAGGUCAUCGAUAUCGACCCCGCCACCGGCUCCAUCGUCGAGCUCUGCGCCUUCGACACCGCCGAUGGCGUCUACGACUGCGCCUGGUCCGAGGCACACGAGUCUCUGCUCGUCUCCGCCGUAGCCGAUGGUCACGUUAAGCUCUGGGAUACCGCCCUCCCCCCGAAUUCUAAUCCCGUCUGCUCCUUCAAGGAGCACGGCCGCGAGGUCCACUCGGCCGAUUGGAAUCCUGUCCGUCGCGAUUCCUUCCUUACCUCCUCCUGGGAUGAUACCAUCAAGCUUUGGGCCGUGGAUCGCCCCGCCAGCAUCCGCACGUUCCGCGAGCACACAUACUGUGUAUACACCGCCGCUUGGAGCCCCCGCCAUGCAGACGUCUUUGCAUCCGCCUCAGGCGACUGCACCGUCCGAGUCUGGGACGUUCGCGAGCCGACAAGCAAGCUCACUCUCUCUGCCCACGAUCUCGAGAUACUUUCCUGCGACUGGAACAAGUACGAUCAGUGCUGUCUAGCUACGGCCUCCAUCGACAAGUCUAUCGGUAUUUGGGACAUCCGGAACACCAGAAUGCCAAUGAACAGGCUCGAAGGCCAUUCAUUUGCCGUCCGCAAGAUCAAAUUCUCACCGCACCGACCAAAUGUUCUUGUGUCGUGCUCCUACGAUAUGACUGUAUGCAUGUGGGAUUACCAGGCCGAAGAUUCCCUCCUUGCGCGUUACGACCAUCACACAGAGUUCGUGGGUGGGAUUGACAUGAGCGUGCUGGUGGAGGGGAUGCUGGCUAGCACGGGCUGGGACGAGCUAGUCUAUGUCUGGCAGCAUGGCACUGAUCCUCGAGCAUGA
Molecule: messenger RNA, 951 nt
Organism: Spirodela intermedia
Lineage: Eukaryota; Viridiplantae; Streptophyta; Magnoliopsida; Alismatales; Araceae
Source: the annotation of a GenBank genome assembly